AUGGUGACAAUCAGUGCACACUCGAUCCUGCUCGGAUUGAUAUGCUGUUGUGGCGUGGUUUUUCCAUCGGCUACCGGGUUGGAAAAUCUGCUGACCAGUUUCGAAAUCCGCCAUGGGUACGUCUACCCGACCAGUGUGACCGUGGCGGAGGGUGAAGUGAUGCACCUGCGUUUACUCGUGCCGAUGCAAAAUGGUGACCGUUGCCUUUACCGCGAGCCCGGCUCAUCCGUUGACAUUGACGUGCACGCCAGCAACGACGAUGAUAGGAAUGUGGCGCGCCGUAAACGCCGCAACGUUAACGGCGAACCGGAGCUGCUGCGUAUCCUCGAGAACGAGUGUGGCAUACGAGUUAAUCCGGUGCACCAGAGCGAUGCCGGAUUCUGGCGUCUGACGUUAGUCCGUGGGACGGACCGCAUACGGGGCGUUUCGAUGGUGGAUGUGAUCGAGCGUCCGUCGGUGCCGGAGGUGGGCGUCGGCGGUGGUGCCAGUGUGAGUUCGCUCGAUGAAAUCAGCCCCGAGCGCACGGAAUAUUGUUAUGUGCUGCGCCAGGGUGGAGCUAGCGAGAGACAAGUGCAACAUGAGGUUCCGAUGCACGAACGGUGCAAGCUGCCGUUGAGUUCUACUGAUCCAACCGGUGCCGGUGUGUGGAACGUCAUCGCCGGGGUACGGGGACAAAUGCGCGAGAUGACUUACGGGAUACAGAUCGAGAACAAAGAUGAGCAAAUCAUUACGACAUUGCACAGAGAACCCGAUUACCACGUGCUGUCUUGCUACCUACGCUACACACAGCUUAUGCUCAAAUUCUGCCGCUUCGUACGGCUGUCGGACGGGUUUGGACUGAACGUCAUCCCAGGCAUCGCCACGUCCCGGUACGGCUACGUCGGGGAUGGCUUCGAGCGCAACGAGUGUGGGUUGGAAAUCCUCGAACCGGACGGUCUCGACAGGGGCGUAUGGAAGUGUCUCCUCGGCUACGGCGAUGAAACGAUUACGAAAGUGUCCGGUGCGAUCGUGGACAACUCCGACACGGCACUACCGUUGGCCAUCAUUGACCUGGACGCGACGGUCACGGCCCAGAACGAGUCGAGCGUUAGUCUGCAGUGCAACGCGAACAAACCAAUCGACUACUGCUGGUUCCGGGGACCGCAUGGACAGUUCUACUCGCUCUCAGAGGGACUCUCGGAGGAGCGCGGUGCGGGUCACUACUGGUACAGCGGCAUUUCGCUCGCAAUGGGUGAAUGUGGCAUCGGGUUGGGCACAAUAAGCGACCACGAACAUGCCGGCCGGUGGCACUGCUACGUCGGCAAUGGGCACGUUUCGGCGCUGGAAGUGUCGGCCGGGUUUACCGUUCGCGUAUCGCCCUCGCAGAUGAUCGCCACGGCCGACACGGUCGACUCCGUGCUGGACUUUCCCGCACUGAUCGGGUGUGACUCCAUUCCGCGUGGUACACCCCUACAAUACUGUCGCUUCGUUACGCCCUCCGGGGAAGCAUUCAGCUUGAACGAAAACGUCACCUCCGAUCGGCCCGUUCUCGAGCGGUUCUACUCGAACCCGAACCAUAAUCUCGCUCGUGGCAGCUGUUCGCUCGUGAUCGCCUCGGUGCGCCAGGAAGACUUCGGGCAGUGGGUGUGUGCAGGCAAAAUCGAUGGACACGCGACGGAACACAUCGCCCAGCUGAUGCUGCACAAUCGGGACGAGGUGCCCGAACCGCCGGAAGAACCGGCACCGGCGAGUGAGCCACUUUCAGCCGCAUCAAUCACUGGAAUGGCGAUCGGAGCAGUGGCGGUGCUCGGUGGGGCCGUUGGACUCGGCUACUGGCAGUACCGCAAACGACUCCAGCGACAGGUCAGUGCCGUUAAUACAGAGAUAGAAAUGAGUCGACGCGAAUCGAGGGCUAGGAUCAGUGUGGUAAGCAGCGACAGUGGAAGUAGCACCAACAGCAACAUCGGCCGUCCUGUUACGCAAUCAUCGCUUUGA
This is a messenger RNA of Anopheles coustani, 1974 nucleotides long. RefSeq lists its product as uncharacterized. The record is from RefSeq and is a predicted model, not a curated record. The coding region runs from base 1 to 1974 and encodes 657 amino acids. The transcript is spliced from 2 exons. Lineage: Eukaryota; Metazoa; Arthropoda; Insecta; Diptera; Culicidae.